CUUUGUUUGUACCUCUGUGUGUGGCCGCCAUCUUGAGGAUGUCUGUUGGAAUUACACACGCGGAAGUUAAAAGCACACCGCACGGUAGAGGGGGCCAUAACACAAAGCUCCCAGUUUGGACUCGCACGGUUGUGUCUACCCCGGCACAGCCUGGUAUGAGUGGAUCCAGCUCGCUUCCAGCAGCCCCACGUUAACACGGACCAAAGUUAUCCCGGAAUAAGGACCAGCACGCAUGUGCAGUCAACCCGGAUGUAGAAUUUUUGUUGUUGUUGUUGUACGUGCUCGGUCCCCGUCUCGCCAAGUUAUGACAAAAUUGCUUCUAAGAAUGAAUGAUUUAUUUUAGCCUGUCCAAAACCAGUCCGAGCCAGCAGCCGUGUCGACCUACGUGGAUGUCACUUGUGGGACACAUCUCCACAACGAGCAGUUUGCGACGAGCUGCACUUUUGAUACUACGGCGAGACGCCAUAAGUGGAAAGACGUCCCGUUACGUAGAAGGAUGGACUUCCGCGGCAGGAGGCACGAGCGAGGCAGCAACUGGACCGACCCGGAGAUCGUGGAGCUGCUCCAGCUGUGGUCCGACGAGUCGGUGCAGAUUGAGCUGGAGAGCUCACUGCGCAACCAGCGAGUGUUCGACCGCAUUGCGCACAUCCUGCGCGACAAGGGCAUUUUCCGCACAGGUGACCAGUGCAGGGAGAAGAUCAAGAAGAUGAAGCUGGAGUACCGUCGAAUCAAAGACAACCACAAAAUGAGGUCCUGGAAGUUUUACGACGUGAUGGACAGGGUGCUGGCGAACCGACCGGCCAUCACCUACUCGUCGCUGGGCGGAGCUGUCAUAGCCCAGCAGGUGUUCCAGGGCCCCGGUGGGCCUGACGCGUACCUGCAAGGAGUUCCACCCUGCGCCUUUGGCCCUGCCUCCUCGGGUGGGUUUCUGUUUGGUCAGCCCCCCAGACCGGGAGAUCCACUGGAUAUCAAGUGUGAAGAUGUGGAGGAGAGCAUGCUGAACUCGAGUGCUGCGCCCCCUGAGAUGUACUACGGAUCUGGAGAUGAGCAGGAAAGUGAUGGGCAAUCUCUACUGGGGCCGGAGGAUACACUGGGCCAAGGAGAGAGCUCAACUAAUCCAAGAAUGUCACCUUCAGGUUUUAGUGAUGUGAACAUUGCUGGCUCUGCCACUGCGGCCACCCAGACUGUGGCCGUUCCCGUUCCACUGGACACCUCCGAGCAGCACAGUAAGGAGGGUUCUCAUUCCCCAGCUUCUGCGAGACAGAAAAAGCGUCGCCGGGGUGGCAAAGCGUCGUGGAGCCAUGGAGGCGCCCGAUGUGGCGGUCAGGGGAGCCUGGAGAAAGCCCUGGCCAGCUUCCUGAACUGGCAGCGGUCGGCAGAGGAGCGCCUCCUCUCCCUGGAGGAGGCGCGGCUGGAGAGAGAGCUGCAGGCCGAGGAGCGCAGGGAAGAGCGGGAGGAGAGGAGGGCGGAACAGGAGCGCCAGCACGAGCUACGUCUGUUCAGCAUGCUCACGGGGGCGUUGGUUGCCGUCGGACAGGUUGCUCCGACCACGGCGACGACGGCGCCAACUGACCCCCCUGUUUCACCCCACACUAAUCCGUCAACCUCAGGGAUGACCACGGCCGCCCCCUCCGACUCGCCAUCUUUAUCUCGGCCGCCUUCAGAAGCUCCCAUGGCGCAGGCUCGUUCCACGCAGGAGAAAACAACUUUAACAUCGCCUACAUCUGUCAAGGCCUCCGAAAUGUCUGAGAGUUUUUCGCCAAGGCUGAGCACGGCAAAAAAACCCUUCCGUAACGUGUACCUGUCUAAUCGUGGCAACCGCAUCCAACAGCAUUGGGGGUUUCUCCAGGAGGGCUUUGCCCUAUAUGCAAUGGACAAACACCACGACACAGACAACCCAGAUGGUAUAAUCAACAUGGGAACCAGUGAGAACAAAUUAUGCAAUGAUCUUCUACACAAGCGGCUGACCAAGCCUGACAUGCUUCACAUUGACCCAUCCUUGUUGCAGUAUUCAGACUGGAAGGGGCACAGAUUCCUGAGAGAGGCGGUUGCAAAGUUCCUGACCCACUACUGCUGUUCUCCGAGCCCGCUCAAAGCCGACAAUGUCGUGGUGAUGAAUGGUUGCGGCUCCCUUUUCUCAUGUGUUGCUGCAGUAAUUUGUGACCCCAAAGAGUCCAUUCUUAUUCCUACUCCUUUCUACGGUGCCAUCACUGAGGAUAUCAAUUUGUACAGUGAUGUCAAACUCUUCCAUGUUCCUCUGAACUGUGAGGUCGAUGGCAAAGACAGUCGGCCCUUCCACCUCACUGUAGGGAAACUAGAAAAGGGUCUGAAAAGAGCUGAGCAAGAGGGGUUGACAAUCCGAGCCGUUAUACUAAUGAACCCCCACAACCCCUUGGCUGAAAUCUACACCCUGGAGGAGAUGAUUGGCUUCUUGGAGUUUGCCAAAAGAAAUGAACUCCACGCCAUUAUAGAUGAAGUGUACAUGCUGACGGUCUUUGAUGAAUCCGUCACCUUCCACAGUGUUCUUAGUGUCGACAGUUUGCCCGACCCACAGAGGACGCAUGUAAUGUGGGGGAUGAGCAAGGACUUUGCAAUGGCAGGUUUGAGAUUAGGCACUCUGUACACUGAGAACAAAGACCUCGUGGGAGCGGUGGCCCAGCUGGGCUCAUUCCACGGUGUCACUGGAACUACGCAGCACCAGGUAGCACAGCUGCUUCAGGACAGAGAGUGGAUCAGUGAGGAGUUUUUGCCGGGGAACAGAAGCAGACUGAAAGCCGCCCACAGCUACGUGACAGGGAAGCUGCAGAGUAUGAGCAUCCCGUACCUGGACAUGCCUGCUACGCUGUACAUCUGGGCCGACCUCAGGAAGUUCCUCAGAGAGUCGACGUUUGAGGAGGAGUUGUCUCUGUGGAGGAGUUUUAUCCGACACAAGGUGGUGUUGAGCUGUGGUCAGGCCUUCAGCUGCUCCACGCCCGGCUGGUUCCGCAUCGUCUUUGCAGACAAACACAGCCACCUUCAGCUCGGCCUGAAGCGAUUCAGGGAGGCUUUGAAAGAAAUCGAAGAAAAAAGUGCCAGCCCGGAUUCGCGCUCCAUCAAAGAAGCCAGUGAGGAGAGCAAACAGUCGGUGAAAGAGGACAGUGCCGAUUUGGACAAUGCUGCGAUUGUUAAUUCCACAUCAUCUCCCCGGCGCAAGUCAUCCGACCAGCCGCAGGAGAAGGAUGGCCCUGUUCCUGACACGGGCCCGCUGGCCACCGAGGAGUUUGUGUUGCUUGACUGCCAAGCGUCGGAGCACGCGGAGAGUCUGGACACCCUGAUUGGUACUCUCAGGCAUCAAAUCCGCUCCUCUGAUUGGCUGGAGAAAAACACUCCGGAGCUGUCUGCCGGAGAGGACCCAGAGAUUCUCGAUGUAUUCAAGGCCCUGCUGCAGAGGGCCAGGAAGUAGGCUUAGGAUAUAAACAGGCGCGAACGUGGCUGCCAAUGUUCGAGAGGCAGCACAUUAGCGUUCCCCCAGCUCCCUGCAUCCACGGCGAACAGCUCGACUCAAACCCCUGACACGAGGACACAAUCUGAUUCCUGUUUAUGAGGAGUCGUUUUUCACUUUAAUUUUUCACCAUUUCAUGUACCAAACAACUAAUCGAUUAAUUGCUAAAAUAAUCGACAUAUUAAUCAAUUAUGAAAAAGAAAUCAUUGGUUGCAGCCCUACUUUGCUAUCUGCAUAUUGAGGUCUUGUUUCCAAGCUACUGAGGAAGACGGCCUCGCAACUUUUGUCAUCCACAGUCGAAAGAUUUAUGUUCAAAUUCUAAGUGAAUGCCAAAAAUGUAAAUCAACCAAAGGCAGCCAUGUUCUAUUCUCAAAAAUGUUUAGGUCUCUUCAUCUGAAUAGAUUAUUAUUAUUAUUAUUAUAAUCAUAUGCACUUUAUUUCGUCAGGAGGUAUUGUUCUUUCAAGUCAAGUUAAUGAUGAAUGUCGAAUAAAGGAAUGAAUCGUGUUUAUUUGACCAUAAUCUUACAUUUUGAGUCAUUCUGAAAUAAGCCGACUUUGAUUAUAUGUGUUUGUUUUAAGAAAUCUAAUGUCUUACUUAAUACAAAACAUGCCCAGAACACAU
Molecule: messenger RNA, 4103 nt
Organism: Scophthalmus maximus (turbot)
Lineage: Eukaryota; Metazoa; Chordata; Actinopteri; Pleuronectiformes; Scophthalmidae
Gene: accs
Product: 1-aminocyclopropane-1-carboxylate synthase homolog (Arabidopsis)(non-functional)
Exons: 16
Coding region: 497-3442 (981 amino acids)
Biological process (GO): amino acid metabolic process; biosynthetic process
Molecular function (GO): pyridoxal phosphate binding; transaminase activity
Source: RefSeq, a predicted model, not a curated record